UCCUUCCUAGAAAUUUCAAGUUCAGCAAUAGAUCUCUUUGUACUGGUUUCUUAAGAGUCCUCAUUCAGCUAAAAUGAUCAAUGCAAAAAGGCUCAUUGAAUUGGCAAGGAAGUGGCAGAAAAUGGCUGCAAUCAAGCGUAGGAGAAUCUCAUUUCCAAAACAGAACACGGAUGCAGAUCCAGCAGCCACCAGUGGUAAAGGCCAUUUCGCUGUUUACACCACUGAUAAGAAGCGAUUUGUGGUUCCCUUGAAAUAUCUCAAUACAAAUCUCUUCAGAGAGCUCCUGAAAAUGUCUGAGGAAGAGUUUGGAAUUCCAGCUGAUGGACCGAUCACUUUGCCUUGCGAUAGCACCUUCUUGGAGUAUAUCACGCCUUUCACUCAAGGAUGUGUGCCUGAAGAUCUAGAGAAAGCAUUGCUCACCACCCUGACAACAUGUCAUUGCUCAGCACCUUCUCUAGGACAGAGUCACCAAGAAGCCCUUAUUUGUGGCUAUUGAACUAAUCAUGAUGAAUUCUUCUAGUCUUGUUGUAUGCAAGUCACAGUUUUGACACCUGCAAUCUGAGUACUUGAUUUUCUGUUCUGUGAAUAUGAAUGAGCAACUUAUUUUGAUUUUCUA
Molecule: messenger RNA, 616 nt
Organism: Theobroma cacao (cacao)
Lineage: Eukaryota; Viridiplantae; Streptophyta; Magnoliopsida; Malvales; Malvaceae
Source: RefSeq, a predicted model, not a curated record